GAAGUGCACGCUGCUGCCACAGCGAGGAGGUAGCUAGACUAGGAGAGGAGAGGAGAGGAGAGAGGGGAUGCUAACGAUGUAUGAAUUCAAGUCAGUUUAUUCUGGCAUAUGGAAGAAGAAAGACAUGUAUACUGUGUUACAAACAGAAAGAAGAGGAGGAAACAGCAAUUAUAGAUAGAAAAAAAUAGUACUACAGUUUAUUUGGGGAAGAUAAACAAAAACAAAAAGAAAUGGGACAUUGUUCUGAAGGACGAUACUUGGGCAUCUUGUUUUUGCUUGGACUCUACACUUCAGGUAUUGCAACGAAAGGAAGUGAAAGUAGCGAUGCCCUACCGGAAUCCAUGCCGUCUGUCCCCGGGACCCUCCCCCACUUCCUGGUGGAGCCAGAAGACGCCUACAUCAUCAAGAGCAAUCCCAUUCACCUGCGAUGUCGCGCCAGGCCGGCCAUGCAGAUCUUCUUCAAGUGUAACGGAGAGUGGGUGCACCAGAAUGAGCAUGUUUCAGAGGAGAGUGUGGACGAGAGCACAGGUCUGAAGAUCCGGGAGGUGCUGAUCAACGUGUCUCGGCAGCAGGUAGAGGAUUUCCACGGUCCUGAGGAUUAUUGGUGCUUGUGCGUGGCCUGGAGCCACCUGGGCACCUCCAAGAGCCGCAAAGCCUCUGUACGCAUCGCCUACCUGCGGAAGAACUUUGAGCAAGACCCUCAAGGCAGUGAAGUGCCUAUUGAAGGGAUGAUUGUGUUGCACUGUCGCCCCCCAGAGGGAGUGCCUGUGGCUGAGGUGGAAUGGCUAAAGAAUGAAGAAUUGGUCAGUUUAUUCAACGACGAUAACAUAGACACCAGGGCUGAUCACAACCUCAUCAUUAAACAUGCCCGGCUGUCAGACUCUGGAAACUACACUUGUCUGGCCAGCAACAUCGUGGCCAAAAGGAGGAGCAUGUCUGCUACUGUGGUGGUGUACGUGAACGGGGGCUGGUCAUCGUGGACGGAGUGGUCUGCUUGUAAUGUGCGCUGUGGGAGGGGCUGGCAGAAGCGGUCCCGGACCUGUACCAACCCAGCGCCCCUCAAUGGGGGGGCCUUCUGCGAGGGCAUGUCGGUGCAGAAAAGCACCUGCACUGCCCUCUGUCCAGUGGACGGAAGCUGGGAUGUGUGGAGUGAGUGGUCAGUCUGCAGUCCGGAGUGUGACCGCCAGCGGAAUCGAGACUGCACUGCCCCCUCUCCGAGGCACGGGGGCAAGUCAUGUGAGGGUCCGAGCCAGGAGACAGAGAACUGUACUGAGGGGCUGUGUACACAGAACCGAAAGCUACUUCACAAGGUGAAACCACAGAGUAUUGAGAGCGGCAGUGACGUGGCCCUCUACUCUGGCUUGGCAGCAGGUAUCAUUGCCGUGGCCGUCCUCGUGGUGGCAGUCACGCUGUACCGGAAGAGCCAGAGCGAGUACGGCGUGGACGUCAUCGACUCCUCCGCUCUCACAGGGGGCUUCCAGUCCUUCAACUUCAAAACCGCACGGCAAGGUAAUUCUCUGCUGCUGAACUCAUCCAUGCAGCCUGACCUGGCAGUGAGCCGUACCUACAGUGGAGCGAUCUGCUUUCAGGACCCCAUGGACAAGGAGCUGAUGACCGAGUCCUCCUUGUUCGACCCCUUGCCAGACAUCAAGGUCAAAGUUCAAAGUUCGUUCAUGGUGUCACUGGGAGUUGCGGACCGAGCCGAGUAUCACGUCAAGGCUCACCCCGAAACCUUCCCCAGGGGGGUCAACAGAGACUGCAACACCCUCAAUGGCAUGAAUGAAACACCGCUGCACCCGAGCCUGUCCACUGUGCCCUCGAAACCCGAGCUCAGAACAGUUGGCAUAUUCGGGCAUCUGGGUGGACGGCUGGUGGUCCCCAAUACAGGAGUGAGUCUGCUGGUACCCCAUGGGGCGAUUUCGGAGGAUACUUCCUGGGAAAUGUACAUGAUCGUUAAUCAAGAGCACUCAAGCGUGCAGCCAGAGGAGGGCUCAGAAAUUCUGCUAGGCCCAGAGGUGACCUAUGGCCCGCCUGACCUGGCUUUGUCCAGUCCGGUUGCCAUGACGAUAGCCCACUGUGCAGAGGUCAACAUGGAGCACUGGAGCAUCCGGCUCAAGAGGCAGGUCGAACAGGACAAGUGGGAGGAAGUGAUGUCGGUGGAUGACGAGUCGACAGGCUGUUACUGCCUCAUAGACUCUCACAGCUGCCUCCUCUUGCUGGAGCAGCCUGGCACCUACGCCCUGGUGGGUGAGCCCCUGACAGAGGCUGCGGUCAAGCGUCUGAAGCUGGCCGCGUUCGGGAGCAUGUCCUGCAAUGCGCUGGACUACAGCCUGCGAGUGUACUGUGUAGACGACACGCCACACGCCUUUCAGGAAGUGGUAGCCAAUGAAAAAAGCAGAGGAGGACAGUUACUGGAGGAGCCGAAAACGUUACUGUUCAAAGGAAACACCUUCAGUCUUCAGGUCUCCAUCCAAGACAUCCCCCAGUUCCUCUGGAGCAUCAAGCCCUUCACAACAUGUCAGGAAUUUCCCUUCUCUCAAGUCUGGUGCAGCAACCAGCAGCCUCUGCACUGUGCCUUCUCUUUAGAGCGAUACAGUCCUGCCACCACACAGCUCUCCUGCAAAAUCAGCGUCCGGCAGGUCAAAGGGCACGAGCAGAUCCUUCAGGUCUACACGUCUGUAGUAGAGAGUGAAAAGGAAAGCAUUCCGUUCUUCAUGCAGGCUGACUGUACCGUGACCUCUCAGACUGGACCCAAGGCCUUCAAAAUCCCCUUCUCCAUCAGGCAGAGAAUCUGUGCCACCUUCGACACUGCCAACGCCAAAGGCAAAGACUGGCAGCUUUUAGCACAGAAACUCCACAUCGAGAGCAAUCUGGCCUACUUUGCCAAGCAGAAGAGCCCAUCCGCGGUUAUCCUAAACCUAUGGGAGGCCCAGCACCAGGAUACUGGAGAUCUGGACUCACUGGCAAGCGCUCUAGAAGAAAUUGGCAAAAUCCAUUCCAAAAGCCCAGACGGAAAUGAGAGUCAAUCUGAAAACACAGACUUGAGCUAUGCAGCAUAGCCAAAAUCAAAAGAAAGCCACAGAGGACUCCAGAAGCUAUCACUACAGCAGUGUCUGCCAAGUGCACGCUUCCGUCGAUUCCAGAGGAAUACAAUUCUAGGAGUCACGGGGAGGGGGGAGAAGGAAAAUCUUUGAAUGGGACACAAAAAUGAUGUUUUCUGUCAGAUCAGGAGCGUUUCAGAGCCAGUCAUAGGAAUAGCUUGGAACAGUUGACACCAGAAUGUUAUAUAGUCAAGUCUUGUCUAUAGAUUUCUGUGAUUUUUUUUUUCUUCUUAUCCAAAUAAGCUACUUGGGUACUUGUAUGUGUUUAGGUCCCAGGGGCUACAGCUAUUCGCUUGACUAUUCUACUGAAGACCACCAUGUGUUGUCAUUGCUGGGAAGAAAUAUCAAGCACACGGCACAGUGUGUUUUUGCACCAACACCAAUGCUGGUCACUGACCUCACAAACACAACAUCUGGCUUUCCCAAUGAAACAGAAAUGUGUUCCUUUCCAUUAAUAUGUCCUAUAGGUCAAAGUUUUGCUGUGUUUCCAUAACACACAUCCUUUUCUACACAGUCUUAUUGAAAAUACCACUGGGAUACCAUUGGGGUUUGAAGUAACUCUAUGGAAUCAUUAGCAGAGCAGACCACAGAAUUAGAGGCAAUUGCAACACAGUGGAUUUGGAUCCAAUAUUGGUCCUGAUGUUUUCACUGAUAUGGUACUGCAGAGGAUUGUGUGUUGGUUCCAAAAUCUAAAGUUAUAAAUGUAGUGCUAUUCUACCAAGUGCCUACCAUUGUAGCCCUUGUUCUACCAUUGUUUAUUAAUGCAGACAUUGUCAUAUAGCGGAACAACGCAAUGGGCACUGGUAGUGCAAGGGUAUGGAGUCAUUGGUAGAAUGCUACCACAGUGGUUACAUUUUCAUAUCCUAUCAAUCGUAAUGUUCUGGACCAUCCAAUACACUAGUAGUGCAUUCCAGUACCAUAGUGCCAUUUCAGUAUGAUUUAAAUGGUGCAUUUUGUUCAGCAUACUUCAUUUUCAAAUGGGGCCAGCCCAUCUUUUUAAUUCUUUUGUUUGUAAACUUUAGAUGUAAGUGGCCUGUAUAAAACAUGCAUGGUGUGUCCGAGUAACCUUAGGUGUGUCUAAAUAAGCUUCUUGUCAAACCUUCAUUGACUCAAACAGCUGAGCAAUGGUGAGUGAUGUCCACAUUUAAAUUAGUGUCAAUUUCCCAUUGGUGGGUUUUGAGUUGCUUCGAUCAUCUUUGCUGUGUUUGUAUGACAUGCAACAUUAGCAUUAUUUCAGUGUAUUUAACAUGGUUAAUGCUUCCAAACUCAAUCAGGCGAAAUUUAAAUGUGAUCAUUUUGAGCCGGUAUGUUUCUUGUGAAAAGCACCUGCAAUGUGAUCGACUAGUCUGGGAAUCACUCUACGGUUUGUCAAGCUGAAAAGCCUUUGUGUCGGUGUGAAUGUCACAUAUGUGACACAAAACAAGUUGCUAUUUUGUUAAGUAUCUCUGCUUUACAGCCUCCCUCCACCCUGGAUGUUGUACAAUUUGCAUCCAUUUCUUCAUUUUGGUACCUGCUCUAAAUAGUACCAUGAUGAAUGCAUUAGUCUUUAAGGGUUACUACACAUCAUUCCUAUAGAAACCUUGCCUGUAAUUGUGCUGUAUUUUGAGGUUGUUGUCUUACAGGUGAUUGGCAGUUAUUCGCAAGAGUUUCUCUUUCUGCCUCAGUCGUGCAGGUAGGCAUUGUAUUUCCUUUGCGAAUUGCCUUUAUAGACUAACAAAGAAUGAAUGGUGCGUGCACAACUCCAGGUAGGAUUGAGGCAGGAUCCUACUGUUCAUUAUUUUACAGAAAUCCAGGCUCCCUGUUUGCCAUGCAGAUGGUAAGUGAAUGUACAUGUAAAAGAUGUAUGGGUGGUAAAACAAACUUAAACACUCAAAGCAGAACAUUCCAAUAAUCCAGUUAGUUAUCAAAAUCUGUGUAUUAGUAAUCAUUUCAGUGUAAUGUGUGAACUGUCCAGCAGGUGGAGUUGGUGUAAAUACCUAUCAGAAUGGUGGCUUUAAAGUGGUGCUCGGACAUUUUUCAUGUUAUAAUAGUCUUUCAAAAUUCUAAAGUAUAACUUUAUCUUGGUUGUAAAAUCAGCCUGAUACCCCAUAUAAUGAACUUUAAAAGAUAGAAACACUCUUCUGCACAGCAGAAUUGUGAUAUUUAUUUCAGAUGACAUUUAUGCACUGGUGUUCUUAAAUUGUGUUAUUUAAUAAAAUAAGAGCAUAGUCAUUUUUGGCAACAGAAUAUAUGUCAAGCAGUGCUUUUCCAAAGAUUUGAAUAUUUGUCCCUGCAUUAUAUUGAAUUAUGUUCAUGGUAAUACAAUCAUGAAUCUGACGUAUUCCCCUACUUUAAAUAUUACCAGGAACAUGCUAUUGUAAGCUUGUACCUUAUACUUUUCAACAUCUUCAUUGGAGCAUCAUGUUAAUUGUACUCUGUGUUGUAGAGGCUUUGCUACCUAAUGCAAUCAUUUUCAAUGUAUUCUUUGCUUCUGACCAGCAGCUGAUCGAAUGUGGCCAGUGCAGAGAUAUCCAGGGUAACACAAAUCACAGCAGAUAAAACAAGUGUCAGUUAUAUGCAGACUUGUAGUCGAGUCAUCAGGGUCAGAGUCAGAGACUUCGAGUCUCGAAUCCAAGUCCAAGUCCUUGAAACAAACUCAAAUCAAUUUCCAUUAAACUAGUGGUAGUAGUGGAGGAACAGUUUACCUAAUGGACGCUGUCUGAUAUCCGUCUGGAAAAAUGCACAAAUAAGAAAAAACAUGAUUUCAAUUUAUUUUUUCUAGCUAGAUUUUUCUAUUCGCAUACCUUUUUCAACUUGGCUGUCACUAUCUUCUUUUCUUUUCUAAUUGGAAUACUGUUUGAAUGUACCUGAAGUUCAUAGAUAAGCUUCAAGUUCCAGUUUGUGGACGUUGUUUUUCACUUUGAUAGAAGCUGUGAUCUGGAUUAUAGUAUCUACUUUGACUUCAAUUCGGGUAAAAUCUGAUUUAGACAUUGCCGGAACUGUAUAUAUACUGUGUUCUUAAAUAGUACAUUUUUGUAUUAUUUGUUUUGCAAAACAGAUACAUUAUGUUUCACUUUCAUUGCAUUUGCAUUUUUAUUAAGUCUGUAAUACAAUAACGCAUUUACGAGACUGUGCUUCAGUUCAUUUGAUUUUAGAUAACAGUGUAUUUUUUAUCUUUUCUCUUUUACAUAAAAACAUAUUAUAUGUAUUUCCCCUUUGUGUAGGUUCAUAAUGGAAUAAAAAAUGAAGUUCAUACAGAGAUUUCUAGGUAGACGCUGCUUUAUAAUACUGUAUAAUGCAUCCGGUACAUGCUAGAGCUGUGGAAAUGAAAAGCGGACCUCUCGUUUUUCAGGUUGGGUCGGUUUUAUUAUUUUGGACCCAUGAAGACCUCUACUUCAUGGACAAUCUGGUCAUGUGAUGCUUUCCUAUUGUUGACUUUAGAUUCUAGUAUCUCCACCUCGCUCAAUCACAACAUGUCAUCAGCUCAGCAGGACAGAACCGACUCAUAAAUAAAGUGGCGAAACCUGUUGCAUAAUUAACAGCUUUCAUGAUGUUUCAAUGAAGACCCCAAUCAACUCAGUUUUAUAUAAAAUAAAUGUCAAAGUAGCAAGCCUUAUUAUACAAUUAAAACAGUUCGGCACUAAUGGCUACAUACUGUAUACAAAAUAUUCCCUAACAGAGCUCUCUCAAGCUGUUUUCAAUAGUCUUGUACGAGGUGUGAAAUUGAAGGUGUGCUCCUUCAUUAGUGAGGCCAAGAAAGUUGUAGCAUGUCUAACUGUAUUAAAGAGAGCUCCAAAGUCACUUUUUCAUUCACCUGGUUAUGUGGCUGUUAGAACUGCCGCUAUCCUGAAGUUUAGACAGAAAGUUUCAACAUCCUCCCACGACACUACCUGAAUUCAAUUUGGUUAGUUCCAUCCAUCUAACUUCUAAAUGUUUAAAAUUCACAGAAACAGUUUAAUUCUGGAGAUUCCUUAAAGCAACUUCAGAUUGAUGAUGUUUCUCUAUAGAUAGCUGUAUUAUAUAUAUAUAUAU
Molecule: messenger RNA, 7112 nt
Organism: Acipenser ruthenus (sterlet)
Lineage: Eukaryota; Metazoa; Chordata; Actinopteri; Acipenseriformes; Acipenseridae
Product: netrin receptor UNC5D-like
Exons: 17
Coding region: 231-3059 (942 amino acids)
Biological process (GO): netrin-activated signaling pathway
Cellular component (GO): membrane
Molecular function (GO): netrin receptor activity; protein binding
Source: RefSeq, a predicted model, not a curated record